AGGUCUGAGAGCGUUUCCGGCAGCUGAGGAGGGCCGGAGCGGGGAGAAGAGCUUGUGCUGGGCCCUGGCACUGGCGGAGCUGCCCGGAGCAAUGUGAUCAGGAGAGCGACGUCUUAUCCCUCUGAGUUUCCCGAACAGCCAAGAUGGACAGCAACAGCUUCAUCCAGUUUGACGUCCCGGAGUACAGCAGCACCGUUCUCAGCCAACUCAAUGAGUUGCGCUUGCAGGGGAAGCUUUGCGACAUCAUCGUCCACAUUCAGGGGCAGCCGUUCCGGGCGCACAAAGCCGUGCUGGCCGCCAGCUCUCCGUACUUCCGCGAUCAUUCGGCAUUGAGUACCAUGAGUGGCUUAUCCAUAUCCGUGAUCAAAAACCCCAACGUCUUCGAGCAGUUGCUGCUGUUUUGCUACACUGGAAGAAUGUCCCUGCAGCUGAAGGAUGUGGUCAGUUACCUGACCGCGGCCAGCUUUCUUCAAAUGCAGUGCGUCAUCGACAAGUGUACUCACAUCCUAGAGACCAUUCACUCGAAAAUCAGCGUGGUGGGCGUCAGCGUGGAGGACGGGCAAAGCGAUCAGAACGGGGUGAAGGACGACAGCUACUUUGCCAACCCGGGAGAGAUUUCUCCGAGCUACUGCGGCCAGGUGAGACCGUCUAUCCUAAGCAGCGACUCCGUGGUCAACAAAACUCUACGGAACCGCUCUCAAGAAGAAGGUCAUUCGGACCGGGGGAGCAGCGGAAGUAUUUCCGAACACGAGAUACAAAUAGAAGGAGAGCCGGAGCACGCGGAAGUGAUCCGGGACAGCCAGAUCACCGAAGUGAAAGUUAAAGCCGAGAAGGGGGACCGGCCGAGCUGCUCCGACAGUUCCUCCUUGGGGGAUGACGGGUAUCACACGGAAAUGGUGGACGGAGAGCAGGUGGUGACGGUGAACGUGGGCUCCUACAGCUCCGUGCUGCAGCACGCCUAUUCGUUCUCACAAGCUGCGUCCCAGUCUAGUGUUCCCGAGCCCUUCGGAGCCAUAAGCAACUCGACUCCUUCCAGGUCGAUGCUUAGCUGUUUCAGAGGAGGAAGAGCGCGCCAGAAGCGGCCUUCCCACGUGGCCGGCGAGAUGCGCAGCGUGAUCCAGAGCUCGGAGACAGAGACCGCGCUGGGCACGCCAGCCUACGAGACCAGCCCUCGAGAGCGCUCCACGCGGGGUUACUGGCAUCCGUACAGCGAGAGGCUCAUCUGUAUCUACUGCGGCAAGACCUUCAACCAGAAGGGGAGUCUCGAUCGGCACAUGCGACUCCACAUGGGAAUCACCCCUUUCGUGUGCAAGUACUGCGGGAAAAAGUACACCCGCAAAGACCAACUGGAAUACCACAUACGGGGCCACACGGAUGACAAGCCUUUCCGGUGCGAGGUGUGCGGGAAAUGCUUUCCUUUCCAGGGCACUCUGAAUCAACACUUACGGAAGAACCACCCGGCCGUGGCCGAAGCCAGGAGCCGCGUGCAUUCGCCGGAUCGCUCGGAAAGCUACGUGGAGCAGAGUGACGUUUCCAUGUCCGAAACCAACCUGGACUCGAACGUCGAGAUCCACAACUUGUCCACGACGCCCGUGUAACCCCCCGCGUGGCCGAGGGGAUACUGUAUAAAGCACACAUCACGUUAAUCAAUGCAUAUUUUUUAAUAUCCGCUUCUUUGGUAAUAUAA
Molecule: messenger RNA, 1687 nt
Organism: Spea bombifrons (plains spadefoot toad)
Lineage: Eukaryota; Metazoa; Chordata; Amphibia; Anura; Pelobatidae
Gene: ZBTB34
Product: zinc finger and BTB domain containing 34
Exons: 2
Coding region: 144-1598 (484 amino acids)
Biological process (GO): regulation of transcription by RNA polymerase II
Molecular function (GO): DNA-binding transcription factor activity, RNA polymerase II-specific; protein binding; RNA polymerase II cis-regulatory region sequence-specific DNA binding
Source: RefSeq, a predicted model, not a curated record